This is a messenger RNA of Procambarus clarkii (red swamp crayfish), 5070 nucleotides long. RefSeq names its product phosphorylase kinase gamma (gene PhKgamma). Lineage: Eukaryota; Metazoa; Arthropoda; Malacostraca; Decapoda; Cambaridae. Gene Ontology annotation, biological process: protein phosphorylation; glycogen biosynthetic process. The record is from RefSeq and is a predicted model, not a curated record. Gene Ontology annotation, molecular function: ATP binding; calmodulin binding; phosphorylase kinase activity. Gene Ontology annotation, cellular component: phosphorylase kinase complex.
AAAGGAUCCCCAGACUGUCCCUAGUUAAGAUAUGGUGGCUGGAUAGGGUAAGAGUGGAGGUGGAGGCGAGGGAGGAAGUAUUGUGAGGAAUGAGACAUUGUGGGAAAGAGUGAAGGACGAGGGUGAGUAGGUCAGCUGCUUGAAGGUGAUCCCUCCAGCUCCUGCCUCCUCUGGGACACGCGCCACCUUCAGGACACACGCCUCCUGCAGGGGCACACACGCCUCCUUCAGGACAGCACAUCUCCUCCAACGCGCUCCCAGAGAUACAUACUGAGAAAUUAAACAAGUACUGUAUAAGUCUCAGAAACACUACAAAAUGGCAGUUGACGAUGAUGGAGAUGUGCUGCCAGAUCGUGAUGCAGCUAAAGGAUUUUAUGCUAAAUAUGAGCCAAAGGAAAUUCUUGGGCGAGGAGGUUGUUCUGUUGUUCGUCGCUGCAUUGAAAAGGAAACUGGCCAACAGUUUGCUGCCAAAAUUAUUGAUCUGAGCGACUCCUCUGAUGAGGGUGUGUAUGAAGCCACUAUUCGGGAAAUAGAUGUAUUGCGCAUGGUAGCAGGGCAUCCAUAUAUAAUUGAACUUCAUGACGUAUUCGAAUCAUCAACAUUCAUAUUUUUAGUGUUUGAACUUUGUGAGCAUGGCGAGCUGUUUGAUCACCUUACAACAGUGGUUACUCUCUCUGAGAAGAAAACCAAGCUAAUCAUGCGACAACUGUUUGAAGCACUCGCUCAUGUUCACGGGAAGGGCAUUGUGCAUCGAGACCUUAAGCCUGAGAAUAUUCUUUUAGAUGACAACUACAAUAUCAAGCUCACUGAUUUUGGCUUUGCAAAAGUACUGCAACCAGGAGAAACAUUAACAGACGUUUGUGGUACACCAGGAUAUCUAGCACCAGAGGUUCUGCAGUUUGCCAUGUAUGAAGGGUCCCCAGGAUAUACUCAUGCUGUUGACUUAUGGGCAUGCGGUGUUAUUAUGUACACACUCUUGGUUGGCUGCCCUCCUUUCUGGCAUAGAAAGCAAAUGGUAAUGCUUCGUAAUAUUAUGGAGGGCAAUUACUCUUUCCUCUCUCCAGAAUGGGAGGAUAUAACAGAUACUCCAAAAGACCUCAUCUCCAAGCUUCUUGUUGUGGAUCCUGCAAAACGCAUCACAGUUCAAGAGGCUCUGACCCACGAUUUCUUCCAGAUUCUGCCUAGCCGGAGUCAAAUAAUUGUCGCCACUCUCAGAAAGGAGCAUUACAAAGGUCGCCCCUUCAAUGCCAAGAAGAUGUUUCAAUUUGGAGUAUUGUGUGUACGUGCGGUGAUCAGAAUACAGCGCCUUCGCUUCACUCCAGAACCCGUAUCUCUGGCAGUUACUCGGGUUGAUCCAUACAGGAUAAAGACACUUAGAAAGGUAAUCGACAAUUGUGCUUUCCGCGUGUAUGGACACUGGGUGAAGAAGGGCGAGGGUCAGGACCGUGCUGCACUCUUCCAGAACUGUCCCAAGUUAGAUUUUCCACGUACUCCAGUGGAUGCUCCUCUGAUAUUGAGCAAAGCAUAAAGCUUCUGCUAUAAUAGACAGAAGAGUAAUAUAAUGUACAGUACAUGGAAUACCAGGUUACCUGUUUCUUUGAUAAACUUGAUUCGGUUCCACAUAUUAUUCAUUGUCUAGUGGUGAAACAAUUUGCUUUAGUAGGAAGCACUUUAGAAAAAUCAUCAGUUAAUUAUGAGUAUAAAUUUUUACUUCUUAGGUUAUUAUGGCAAAAACUAUUUUGUUCAUUGUUAUCAUAAUUGAUUAUGACAAAAAAAAUUGUCUCAUUUCUGGAAUAGUUUUCACAAAAAUUACUGUACACUACGGUACUUAAAGUUAAUUGAUAAAAAGUAUCUUGUUGGUUUUUGUUGCAUAUGCAAGACUUCGUAUUGGAAUAAGUAAUAUUUAUUUCAGAGAUUAAAUAUUGAUUAUCUACUUUAUAAUUGAAUUCAAUUGCUAAUAUAAUUUAUAUUUAAUUUUAGCCAUUUAUAAUUGUAUAGUGCAUAGAUAUUUUUUCUAAGAAUAUCUAUUUCUUGUAUAAUUUUAUGCAAAGUGUAGAUAUGUGGUGUAGCGAGAUACUGUAUACUGUAAUAAAAAGAAAAUUGGCAUCUAUUGAUGUUGUAAGUGUGUCUAGGCAGAUUUCAUAUACAAUAGUAGAAGUUCAUUAAACUUUUGGAGGGAAUAACAAUUCAACAAAUGUGAAACAUUGGAGUAUGAAUUUAUAGUACAGUAUUUCAGUCUACAAAUCUAUACUUGAGCAUCAUUUGAUAGUGUACAGUGUAUGUAAACUUGGUGUGUGACUUUUAAGGUAUUUUUAAGUUUUAUGUUCUUAUGCUCGCUUCCCUGAGUUUUUCAGUUAUAUGUGACAGGUAGAAGCUAUGAACUUAAGCAGCAUACAUUUGUGAGUAAACAGUAAUGUAUUCAUAAUACUGAGUAAUAUGUUCACCAAAUGUCUUGAAAUCUGGAUAGAAAACAAUACUAGCCUUUUUUCUUUUUUUUCAUGUAAGUUAACAUAGUUUUAAGUAGCAUUUAAGAUAUCUGCCACUUUUUCAUUGUGGAAAAUGAGGCUACUGUAUAUGUAACAUAGACCAGUUAUUUCUUCCGUAUUUUUUCAAGAGUAGUUGCAUCAAAAUUCCCACUGCUGUCCACAAAGUGGGGUUUAACAAAAAUGAAGUUGUGUAAUUGUAAAGCAAUAUGUUUUAUGCAGGAAAAAAAAAAAAACAAGCCAAAAAGGUUCACUUCAGGAUCCUGCAUGAAAAAUUAUUGCUGGCAUGGAGGGAAGGUAGGUGGCAGGGACCUCUUUGCAAACCCAUUUUAUUGCAUAAAAAGAUGAUGCAAAGUUAUAUAGUAUGUGUUCGCAAAUUCCCUAUUUUCCUAGUCACUUUUAUUAAAUAUUAUACAGUAAUUUAGAAUUCUCUUCACCUAUGUAAUUUUUGUGAUGUACUGUAUAGUGUAAUUUUUGUACUGUACAGUAUAUUCAAGAGUGCAGAUGUGUACACACAUCCACAUAUAAAAACAUACUGAGGAAUAUUGCAAUAAUUUGCCCGAAGGUCUGUGUAAUCAUGUCAUACCUGUAAUAAGUUUAUUGUUACCAAUUCACAUGCUUCUUAUUUCAAAUGUGCCGGUCAAAGUGCAUUCUUAAAGUGACAUGUCAUAUACCAGAUAUAACAUUUUAUGUUAAAUUUAAUAACAUGUAUUCAAAAUCAUUACAGGAUUAUUUCUGAAGCCCAUAUUAUGCACAACAUCUGGAUAAGCAUAGUUGAAUAAUGCAUCAAAUACUUAGAUUAUUUGGAUUACAGUAUUACUAGAUAUGUACACUAUGUUGGUCACAUAAUAUAUACAUUUUACGUUUUAAUGUCAUAAAAAUGUUGUUAUAAAUACUGGAAAGAGUUAAGCAUAUCAUAUCUAACAGCAUUAUCUUUGCAAAAAUAUUUAAUAUUGAAUUUCUUAUUUGGUUGAAACCUGAAUUUCAAAUUAAUUUUAGGCACCGCAGUAUAUAAAAUAUCUUUGAGUACAGUAUUUACACAGGUAAAAGUGGUUGUUUGAAUGUGAAUUCUUUGUUAUGGCACCCAAGCAAGGAGGAACCUACUAAUUUUGACCCCAUAGCACGUGACAUCUAAGCGAUCACAUCAGACACGUAUUUUUUACCAAUAUUCUACCUAAUAAUUUAAGUAUAAUAAUUAGAUUAUACUGUGUUGCUUCUCAUACAUAUCAAACUCCUUUUACAUUAGUAAAUGUAUCGGUUAAUUCUUUACUAAAAAUUAAAAGUGCUUUUUUUUUUGUAAAAAAAAAUCUUAUUAUAGUGCUGUUAUUUAAAAGAUCCUUAAAACUAUAUUGUUUUAAUUAUUAACUUGUUUUAUGUUUUCUGAACAAAAUCUUUUAAAUUGAAACACAUGAUUAGUAACUGGUAUAUGGACUGAGGGAAGGGGCACAUUCUUCACACUGCUGAAUUACUGCUUGCUUCUGACACAGCAGUAUGUGUGUGGUGUAUUUAAUGGUUAGACAAAUACUUAUUCAUGGUAAAUCUAACAAGAAUUGUCAAUUUUUUUUUUCUGAUCCCUCAUUUUGUAGUGGAUCCUUUUGCCAUUUAGCCGACAUUCUUUAUUAUUACAUUAUGGACGCAUAUAAUGAGCAUGUGAUAUUUGUGUAUAUAAUACAUGUACCAGUAUUAUAUUGUAGCUGGUAGCAUUUUUACAGUGCCACCUCAUAACUAUUUACAAUGUAUGCAAUACCACUUUGAAGGAAUUUCUGCAGUGUUCAAUAACAAUAUAAAAUUUCUUCUCUGCAGUUAUCAUUUUAUAGUUAGUGUUGUAAGAUUUUGUCUCGCUCUCAUUUUCAAGCACCUAAUAUCUAUAUCUGUGAAAUGGUGUAAUUUUGAGAAAUAGCAGUUUAAGUACAGUAUAUCAGAUGCUCUUGUCUGUUGUGCACUACCUGAAAUACAGAUGUAAAGGAAAUACCAAAUACAUCUGUUGGCUUAACAUAUAGACAUGUGUACAAACCAAGAGCUAUACGAUACCAAUAAGAAGAGGUAUAGAAAUACAGUACAAGAUGUUUCUGCCUUGGAUAAAUAUUUCUGUUAGGUACCAAAUAUGUUCUAAUUUUUUUUUAGAAAAUUGAAAAGAAUUUUUUACAAAAAUAGUUACUACUGUAUACAUAGUGCUAUUUGGUGAAUUCCUCACAAAUAUAAAUAAUAGAAUUAUAAUCAAAAGUUCAGUAAUAAAAUAUACAGUAUUUAAAAUUUUCACGUCUAUGCAAAGGUUUUUAAAACUAAAUACAUGCAGUCCCAGUAUGUACAGUGUUCAUUAAUAAAUAUAUUAAUUAUAUGAUUCUUUAACUAUAUCUAUUAUGCUGGUUUUAUAUAAGUAUAGAAAAAUACCAAAUUGAGAGUAGGCUUUGUUUGUAGACAAUUAUGUGGCUGUGAGGAUUUUAUCAUGUCUAACAGAGAUACACCGUGCUUAUAAAUAGUGUAAGUUGAAUGAUUGUGUGUCAGAUAUGAGACAGUUUUAAGCAAGUUGUAAUUUACGUACUUGAGGGAUUUAGUCAGUGGGGGUCACAAAAAUAAAUUUUCUUUG